Symbiodinium sp. CCMP2456 is the source of this 2415-nucleotide messenger RNA. The record is from the annotation of a GenBank genome assembly. Lineage: Eukaryota; Dinophyceae; Suessiales; Symbiodiniaceae.
AUGCGGGUGCACCGCAGGGAGUCACUCUGGGCAGACAAGGAUUACAAGAAGGCCAACCUGGGAACCAAGUACAAGUGCAACCCCUUCGGAGGAACGUCUCAUGCCAAGGGCAUCGUGGUGGAGAAGAUCGGCAUUGAGGCGAAGCAGCCGAACUCAGCCAUCCGAAAGUGCUGCCGAGUGCAACUGAUCAAGAACGGCAAGAAGAUUGCAGCGUUCGUCCCCAGAAUGGAGUCUGGCAGUGCAGCACUUCCAGCCCGGCGAUGGGCUGCCCUUCUGUUGACUGCCUCCAUAGGCAUUGUGUCAGCAGCAGAUGACUUGGUGCAAACGGUGGACCUGUACCGUGCGAUGGCGAAGCCUCCGGACGGCAAGGAGACGAACCCAGUGUCCAACAACAAUUUGGCAGACGUCAUGGGUGUGUUGCGCUACGUUCAUCAAGAGGUUAUCGUGGAGCACGUUGCUGGUGAUCCAGAGCGAACUUCCAGGAAGUACGGCAUUGAUUCCUUCGGUCACUACCGGAUGAAAAUCCGGAAUCCGGAUUCCAUCCUCAAGGACCCGAGCAAGCUGGCCAUGCCUGGCUUCGGGCGCUACGGAGCCUUCGACUAUGGCGUUGCCACAUCUCUGGACCUGCUGGAGGGGGUCGUGGCCAAUGGUGAUUACGUCGGAAUCUCCAAGGAGGAUUCUCCGCAGAUCAACUUCACCCAUCCAUGGUACUGGUUCUCUGUGGACGGAGAUUGCCCAAAUCUGCCUUGGCAGUGCGUAAAGCCUUUCGACGGAUGUACGGCCGAGGCGCCGCCGACGAAGCCUCAGCCUUGCGAUCCGGAGGGCUGUGCUGGCAAACAGGACAAAGAUGCGCGCAACUGCAGCUCGAAUCCACACUUCACAGAUCCUUCGGACACCGACACGGCACGGAAGUGCUGCCUGCACUACAGUCAGUUUCCUGACAAGGUGAUCAUGGGCGGAUUGUGCAACUCCUCCGUCAAGGAUCCAACGGGAGAAAUCGGCUGCGUCUAUACCUACCAGGCUAUGGGAGACAAGGACUUCGUGAACAUCGACGACCUAAAUGGAAUCACGAGCAUGCCGUGCGGGUCGGGUGGGAAGAGGAAGUGCACCGGCUGGAAGGAUUGGCGACAAAACUGCUACGACCCGAAGGGGACCUACAAGAAGAAGUUCCACUGCAAGGACUGCAGCUCCACGAGCCCCAAAUGGGACGUUGCGAUCGAGAACACGAACUACUGCGUCGAGUACGACUUGCAUCCCUACUGCCAGCAAACACAGGAUCUCUGCAAGGAUCCACGAUGCAUGCAGUUGAAGAAGGAGGAAAAGGAGACGGGCCUUCCCUUCUGGAAGGGCAAGUGUGAAGUGCGGGACAACCAGCGUCGCGCUGAAGCAGUAGCGGAAUAUUUUCUCGGGGACUCCGUGAAGGAUUCCCACUGGCUGGUUGACAAGGCUGCCAUGGAUGCGAGCCCAGCCUGUGCAUCCAAAGACAGUUCCGUGCCCAAUCAAUGCACUCCGAAUCCUGAUGGCGGUCCAUACUGCACUCGUCUGUUCGGGGGCGUUUGCUCCUCCUGCUACAUCCCAAACACCGACCCGCCAUAUCCGGAUCCGACCUCCCAGCCGAUGUGCCCCUGGGACGUGCUGAAGGAGAAGGGCAAUGGGGAUGCAAAGCCAGUGCAGACGAAGUGUGCAUCGGAAGACCCGCUUUCUCUUUGCUGCCUCUAUGGCAUUACGACCUGUGGAAACGUGACUGGCACCGACGGCUCUGAUGCCGAGUUAACCGCGAAGGGCUACCUCAUGGUCGCCAGGAUGCAAGACAACAAAGAGAUGGUGAAGUUUGCGCAGCGCUACGUGGAGUCCUUCAAGGGUGCUGUGGUGGACCAGACCGCCUUCAGCAGUGACGUUUACUCCACGUGGCACUACCAGCCGCCGACCCUGCCUGAGCAGGCUUGGGACGACUUUGCAUCCACGGUGAACCAGAGCUCUGGCGUCAGUUUCAAUCCGGUCAAACCCACGCCGAAGCCAUCGGGGGGAGGAGGCCUGACCUGGCUCUGGAUCGUCAUCGCAGUGGUUGUCCUGGCCCUGCUGGGCUUUGCCGCUUUCAAGUACCGUCAAAACCAGCAGGGGAGGGCCGGAGGGCCGUUCCGCUUCGCAACGCGAUUCGCGCGCAGGUUUCACUGGGCGGACAUGGCAGUUUUUGUGCUGCCUGACGCCGUGGAGAGUCCACAGAUCGCGUGGUGUGAAGCCAGGGAUGGUUGCCUCAACUUCAUCGAUGAGAACGACGAGGUGCUCGUCUCCGGCUUCGGGCGACGCGGGCAUGCCGUCGGCGACAUUCCCGGUGUGCGAUUCAAGGUGGUCAAAGUUGCUGGCUGCGGUCUUGGAGCCUUGUACCGCAACAAGAAGGAGAAGCCUCGAUCCUGA